This is a messenger RNA of Ochlerotatus camptorhynchus, 399 nucleotides long. Its product is annotated as histone H4-like. The transcript has a single exon. The record is from RefSeq and is a predicted model, not a curated record. Gene Ontology annotation, biological process: nucleosome assembly. Gene Ontology annotation, molecular function: DNA binding; structural constituent of chromatin; protein heterodimerization activity. The coding region runs from base 1 to 399 and encodes 132 amino acids. Gene Ontology annotation, cellular component: nucleosome. NCBI's taxonomy places the organism in Eukaryota, Metazoa, Arthropoda, Insecta, Diptera, Culicidae.
AUGACUGGUCGUGGCAAGGGAUUCAAAGCUCUUGGAAAAGAAGGCGCCAAGCGUCAUCGGAAGGUUCUGCGUGUUAACAUCCAAGGUCAUUCGUCGUCUGGCUCGACAUGGUGGGGUCAAGCGUAUUUCCGGUUAUAUCUACGAAGAAACCUGAGGUGUACUGAAGGUGUCCCUAGAAAAAUCCGUGAUGCCGUCACCUACACUGAACACGCCAAGCGCAAAACCAUCACGACCAUGGAUGUUGUUGUCUACGCCCCGUCGGUAACUAGAGCGUCGGUGCCCCCACUCGACGCUGCAUCACUGCGUGCCACACCUGGCGCUGGCGAAGGGAUUGGCUGCGAUACCAAGGAUAGACAACAAACCAAUCAGACAAAAGAAGAUACUAGUUACAUGCUAUAG